Molecule: messenger RNA, 1383 nt
Organism: Lytechinus variegatus (green sea urchin)
Lineage: Eukaryota; Metazoa; Echinodermata; Echinoidea; Temnopleuroida; Toxopneustidae
Product: meiosis-specific with OB domain-containing protein-like
Exons: 11
Coding region: 1-1383 (460 amino acids)
Biological process (GO): resolution of meiotic recombination intermediates
Molecular function (GO): single-stranded DNA 3'-5' DNA exonuclease activity; single-stranded DNA binding
Source: RefSeq, a predicted model, not a curated record
AUGAUACUCGAGUUCUGUAAUGCCCUUUUGUUUAAUUUACCGCAGGCUCAGUUACAUAAGCUUCAGAAGCUUCAGAAUGCAGCCGCUCGCAUUGUCACUUUGUCAAAUCCUGGUACUGAUCGUUCAGUGUUUGGUUUCACCCUCCGCGAUUCUCCUGUCGAUUUCAUCAAUGCGUCUUGCUGGGGCUCGAGCGAACAUGUGCUGGAACUCAGCAAUAAAUUCAGAAUUGGGGAUAUUGUUGAGCUGAAGAACCCACAAGUUCAGACUAAGUCAAAUAGUGAAAUAGAGGAGAGAUGCAGACCGUGGACUCCAAGCGCCUUCCAACUGAACGUGAGCGAACGCUACUCCAAGCUGAACCUGUACGACGGAUGGCAUGCCGAGCCCUUUGGUGCCUUACAACACAUGCCAAUUAGAGAGAGCACUGAUUACUAUACCCUGGGUGAUGUCUUGGCUAAUGGUCGUAAUCUUCACGGAGAGCACAUCAACCUCCUAACUCUCGUCAAGAAGGUUGGUACUCCAAAGGACAUUGUAACGAAAGGAGGUCGGGAGACAAAGAGAUGCGAGGUGUCUCUCUUUGAUGAGACAUGCGCCUCGUUUUCUAUGGUCAUCUGGGAUGAAGAAGUUAUAGAUCUGGUUCAGCAAUGGGAAUCCAAGGAGACAGUGAUAUUUGCUGUGGAUGUUGUAGCAAAGUAUGACGAUUUCCGGAACACAAUGGUAGCCAGUGUGGACUCUAAAUCCAUCUUCACAGUCAAUCCUGACACCCGGGAGGCACAUUCUCUAUACAAGUUUGGUAAAUCAUGUACAGCUGAAGAAGAGGGUUCGGAAGACACAAGAGAGAGCAUUGAUUUACAAACCAUCCAUAAUGUGUACAUGAUAGACGAGUUGAAGGCUAAGAUGAAUGACAAGCAACCGAUGAUGCAAUCACCUUAUGGCAUUGUCUAUGCCUUCCUUUCAUCCUAUGAUCUUGAUGGACCUUCGUCUGCUGUGUUAUCUAUGAGAUGUACAAGCUGUCGAUGGAGAGUAGAUAAGGAGACAGGGACAUGCUUGAAUAGCAAUUGUUCUGCUGCUCUCACUGACCAAUCCCAGGCCGUCUUGAACUAUGACCUCAGGGUCAGUCUGUCUGACCUGUCCGGAACUAUCAGUGGGGUCUUCAUUGGAGGAUAUGUGGCAGAGCAAAUCAUUGGAAAAUCAGCUGAGGACUUCUCCAAGUGUUCCGAAGAUGAGCUGACGAGGAUCAAAUGGCAGCGGCUCCUUGAGAGGUGCAAGGUGUACUUCAAGAUUCAGGAGAGACCCGGGAUCGUCAACGGUUCUUCUUCGUUCCUUAAGAUAUUGCAGUGCGAGAAAGCCGAACCCGAUGAGGUACUCAAAAACAUCAAAGUCUAG